Molecule: messenger RNA, 1925 nt
Organism: Saccostrea echinata
Lineage: Eukaryota; Metazoa; Mollusca; Bivalvia; Ostreida; Ostreidae
Product: N6-adenosine-methyltransferase catalytic subunit-like
Exons: 16
Coding region: 41-1705 (554 amino acids)
Cellular component (GO): nucleus; RNA N6-methyladenosine methyltransferase complex
Molecular function (GO): mRNA m(6)A methyltransferase activity; mRNA (2'-O-methyladenosine-N6-)-methyltransferase activity
Source: RefSeq, a predicted model, not a curated record
UAUAGUUAGCUGUUGAAGACCAAAAUAUUAAACAAUCAAAAUGUCACUUAGUAGUAUGCGAGCGCGUAUGUUGCAGAGGAAGAAGGAAAGAGAGGGUUUAGAAGCAGAAAUAUCAAAAUCAUCACAAUCUUCAGUCACAGACGGAACAAAAAAGGACAGUAAACCAGACCUGGUUGUUUCCCAUACCAGUUCAGUCUCAGUACCCAAAGCAGCCCAAGUUUUGUCCAAACCAGAUGUACCCCAGAAAGAAGCUCAAGAGCCCAUGAAGUCAGAUCCAGAGGUAGAGAAGAAAGUGCUGAUGGUUUUAUGUGACAUUAAUUUAGAUAUCCCAUGUAAUGCAGCAGUCAUUGCAGACCAUACUAAAAAAGCCCUAGGAAGAGGUGUUACUUUAGCUACUAUUGAAGGUUUACUGCAGAACUUUGCUUCUCAGCAAUUGAUAAGUAUUACCACAGAAGAGAGUCCUUCAUCUGGGAAUAGUAAAUAUAUUGUUCAAGAUUUAGAUCUAACAAAGUUGUUAGCUGUGAUAAAAAACCCACAAUCGAAGAAGAGGAAAAGAGAGGAAGAUGAUGAUGAUAUAGGUAAAAAGCGACCACAGAAACAAUCUAAACAGCAGAGUACAGAUGCAGGUAUUGAUGACAUUGAGAGUUUGCUUUCCAUGCAAUCAGCAAAAGAAAGAGUGAGCAAGCAAGUAAAUGAGGAAAUUCAACAGUUAUUAGCACAUCCCACAGCAAAGGAGCAAAUCUUAGUGAAAAGAUUUAAGUCUCAGGGAGGUGUACAAGUGCAAGAAUUCUGUCAGUAUGGAACUAAGGAGGAGUGUCAAAGGUUAAAAGAAUCCAAAGAGAAAUGUGAUAGACUACACUUCAGAAAAAUCAUACACAAACAUACAGAUGAAUCUCUUGGUGACUGUUCAUUUCUCAAUACCUGUUUUCACAUGGACACAUGCAAGUAUGUCCAUUAUGAGAUUGAUUAUCCUGCCAGAAAUGAAAUGGAAGGAAUGAAAAAGGAGUUGAUGAUGGCCAAGUCUGUACUUGACCAAAGUAAUGAUGGGGAUGUUCACAUGUUUCCUCCCCAGUGGAUCCAGUGUGACCUAAGACACUUUGACAUGUCAACAUUAGGAAAAUGUGCUGUAGUCAUGGCUGAUCCACCAUGGGAUAUCCACAUGGAACUUCCAUAUGGUACAAUGCAGGACGAUGAAAUGAGAAAGCUAGAUGUUCCAGUACUUCAGGACGAUGGAUUUAUUUUCCUCUGGGUCACUGGGAGGGCUAUGGAGUUAGGCAGGGAAUGCUUAGAUCUCUGGGGGUAUAAACGUAUUGAUGAGCUGAUUUGGGUAAAGACCAAUCAGCUACAGAGAAUUAUCAGAACUGGCCGAACAGGACACUGGCUGAAUCAUGGCAAAGAACAUUGUCUGGUUGGUGUGAAAGGUAAUCCCAAGGGAGCUAAUCGUGGUCUUGACUGUGAUGUUUUAGUAGCAGAGGUGAGGGCCACUAGUCAUAAACCAGAUGAAGUCUAUGGAAUUAUAGAGAGAUUAUCUCCAGGUACAAGGAAAGUGGAGUUAUUUGGUCGUCCUCAUAAUGUCCAGCCAAAUUGGAUUACCCUAGGCAACCAGCUAGAGGGCGUAAGAUUAAAGGAUCCAGACAUUGUAAGCAGGUUCAAAGAGAAAUAUCCUGAUGGAAACUGUAUGGAGCCUGCUAAGCCUAAAACAUGAUCUGGUGUUCAAGACUAUCUUUAUAAUGUUCAGGAGACAGCUUAUAGGUCAAUGGAUUACUUCGAUGUGAUAAACCAAUAUCCAUCAGUUGGGAGAAACAUCAUGGCAGCACAGGACUAUUAUUCCCUGUUGGUUUUGUUAAUUGUAUUAUCAGUCAAAGACUGGUUAUUAUUAUUGUACUAAUUGUUAAGAAUGGAGAGUAAUAAAUGUGGGUAAAGUG